UCGGACCCCCUCUUCCAACAUGUCCAAGUUCGGCGUCUUAGUGAUGGGCCCCGCCGGGGCCGGCAAGACGACCUUCUGCAGCGCGGUGAUCCAACAGCUCCAGAACACGCGACGGAGCUGCUUCUACGUGAACCUGGACCCGGCGGCGGAGACGUUCAGCUACGAGCCGGACCUGGACAUCCGGGAGCUGAUCACGCUGGAGGACGUGAUGGAGGAGCUGGGGCUGGGCCCCAAUGGGGGUUUGAUCUACUGCUUCGAGUUCCUACUGCAAAACCUGGAUUUCCUGACGGAGGCGCUGGACCCGCUCAGCGAGGAGUACCUGAUCAUCUUCGACAUGCCGGGCCAGAUCGAGCUGUACACGCACAUCCCGCUGCUGCCGUCGCUGGUGCAGUUCCUGUCGCGCGCCGGCCCGCUGAACAUCUCGCUGUGCGCCGCCUACCUCCUGGAGAGCACGUUUGUCGUGGACAAGGCCAAGUUCUUCGCCGGCACGCUGAGCGCCAUGUCCGCCAUGCUGAUGCUGGAGAUGCCGCACGUGAACAUUCUGACCAAGAUGGACCAGGUCAAGGACAUGAUCUCGCGCAAGGAGCUCAAGCGCUUCACCAACGUCGACGUCCAGCUGCUGCAGGCGGAUCAGGACCGUGACGAGGCCGAGGCAACAGGGGGUGGGGAGGUCAUUGUCCAGGGCGACCCCGCGGCCAAGGAGAACUUGCUCAGCGGCGGCUCGUUCAACCAGCUCAAUCGCGCCGUCGGCCAGCUCAUCGAUGACUUCAGCAUGGUCUCUUUCUUGAAGCUCGACGUGCAGGACGAGGACAGCGUCGCCGCCGUGUUGAGCCACAUUGACGAUGCCAUCCAGUACCACGAAGCGCAGGAGCCCCGCGAGCCUAACGAUGCCCAGGAGGUCGACUAUGAGGAUGGAGAUAUGUGAGGGGGUGGGCUAACAAAGGGAGGGGGAUGUGUGCGAGCGGCAGGGGACUGCAACUGAGGAAUGAAGCGCAAGCCGAGAUCAACAACACAUCAACCGGUCGUCGUCUAACAACAGCGGGGUUUUUUACUUUACCGACAUUCGUUAUCGCAGGAUGUCAAUUGGACGUCCCCACCACCACCACACUUAUCGCGAGGUCUCGUUUGCCGGAUCGUUGUGGCCUUGGAAGUCUCGUUUGCGAAAGGAAUGUCACUUCCACCGCUUCUUCCACGCAAGCUGCAUGUAAUGUGCCAGGAGAGAGAUUCAGCAACAGGAAUACGGCCAGAUAAGAGAAAGCCAGAGAGGGGAGGAUCUACAGAGCCAGACAGUCAAAAAAGAGACGGCCAAGCAUUCUGUCCGAUAUCGGGACAUGUGGAAUGACAGCAUCAGAGCUUGGGUCUGUC
Molecule: messenger RNA, 1365 nt
Organism: Aspergillus aculeatus ATCC 16872
Lineage: Eukaryota; Fungi; Ascomycota; Eurotiomycetes; Eurotiales; Aspergillaceae
Product: putative signal sequence-binding GTPase GPN3
Exons: 1
Coding region: 20-925 (301 amino acids)
Molecular function (GO): GTPase activity
Source: RefSeq, a predicted model, not a curated record